AAAAUGUCAGUUGACUCUCGUAGCUGCUAGUAAACGGAACUCUUGGGAAAAUAUCUGCUCAAGAAAAAGAAGAGUGAAAUAGAAAUCCUCCCAGACUGCUGCGCGAAACGCGAACUUAAAUUUUUCAUUUCAAUUAAGUCAAAGAUACAUAAGAAGACUAAUUGCCUUUAAUUAGCCCUAUUAAUUGUGUAAUCUUUCAACUAGAUCAAGUCAAAUAGCUAGCGCGCGUAUGGCUACAGUUGUGUGACCUGUAUUGAGAGUAUUUUAGCUUUGAACAAUGGCGACUACCUCUGGCAGCCCGCAGAUGCAUCGUUCUAUUUCGAUGCCUGUCCAACCACAACCCUUGCAGCCGAAAAUUAUGAAACGUUCUCAGGAAAAGGAAACAUUGUACGAAGAAGACUACUAUCCCGAAAGUCCCAGCUGUGAGAGACGUCGCAAAUCGCGCAUUGAUGAUCGUUUGGGUUGUCAUAGUCAAAGUGAUAACAACAUACUCACGGCAGAUUGGUGUGGCAGCACAAUUGAAUUGAAUAAUGAUCUACGAAGAAAUGAAAUUGAUACAAUUUAUAAUCGCCGUAAACCGUAUAGGGUUGUUGAGAAAAAUGGACGGGAAAAUGUCAUCUAUAAGAGGCUGCCAGAGAAGUCUUGGCGUUAUAUAAGAGAUUUUGUAACAACAUUGAUCGAAUUAGAUUGGAAGUAUAUGCUGACCAUGUUUGUGGGAAGUUAUUUCCUUAGUUGGACUUUCUUUGCCCUACUCUGCUACAUGGUGGCCUUUUCCCAUGGAGAUUUGAUGUUUGACGAGGUGACAGGUGAACGCCUGGGCGAAGGCAAGAGUCCCUGCAUCAUUGGGGUCUACGAUUUUACCUCCAUGUUCAUAUAUUCCAUGGAGACCCAGACGACCAUUGGAUUUGGCGAAAAAUAUCCCAGCGAUGAGUGUCCCGAAACUAUGUUCCUAUUUAUAAUGCAAAUAGUGUGUUCCAUAGCCAUCGAAGGAGCUAUGGUUAGUAUAAUAUAUGCUAAAACGGCGCGACCAGCUAAGCAGCUUACAAAAUUGAAAUUCAGCAAUAAGGCGGUGAUUUGUUAUCGCGAUGGCAAAUUAUGUCUUUUGUUCCGUGUUUGUGAUCCCAGGGAGCAACAUAGCAUAGAGUCUAAAAUAAGGGUCUAUGUCAUUGUUGAUAGGCCUACCAAAGAAGGUGAACUCUUAAAGAGCCAUACCGAGCUCAAGUUGGAAAACGAUGGUCAACAAGUUAUUGUAUGGCCAGAAACUGCUUGCCAUGUCAUCGAUGAGUCAUCUCCUUUACGUGGCCUGAAAAGUGCCAAAGAUUUGAAUAAUGCUCAAUUUGAGUUAUAUGUCAGCAUUGUGGGAGUUUCCCCAGCCACUGCCCAAGUAACAGAGGCCAGAACCUCCUAUAUUCCCCGGGAGAUAUUCUGGGGUCAACGUUUUAUCAACAUCAUCAAAUAUGACACCCAACACAAGCAAUAUGUUAUCGAUUAUGAUAAUUUUAAUACAACCAUAUCUGUUGAUAUGACCAACAGUGAAGGAGGCAUUCAAUAUGAAAAGUUGGAAUAGUUAGCGAUAUAUUCUUCAGACGAAACGCAAUAUCCUCAACAAUUGAAAAUUGCAAAAGUGAACGGCAUAAACUACCAAAAAAUACUGUUUUAUUAUUCCAUUCACUUAUACCACUCGAUUAUAAUAUAAUCAAUAAUUUUAUAUAAUUUUUAGUAUGAAUACAAGCAUAUAAUAAUCAA
Messenger RNA from Stomoxys calcitrans (stable fly), 1746 nucleotides. RefSeq names its product inward rectifier potassium channel irk-1 (gene Irk3). The record is from RefSeq and is a predicted model, not a curated record. Gene Ontology annotation, molecular function: inward rectifier potassium channel activity. The transcript has 8 exons. Gene Ontology annotation, cellular component: plasma membrane. Bases 278 to 1567 code for a protein of 429 amino acids. Gene Ontology annotation, biological process: potassium ion import across plasma membrane; regulation of monoatomic ion transmembrane transport. NCBI's taxonomy places the organism in Eukaryota, Metazoa, Arthropoda, Insecta, Diptera, Muscidae.